Molecule: messenger RNA, 1157 nt
Organism: Diceros bicornis minor
Lineage: Eukaryota; Metazoa; Chordata; Mammalia; Perissodactyla; Rhinocerotidae
Gene: FN3K
Product: fructosamine 3 kinase
Exons: 6
Coding region: 137-1066 (309 amino acids)
Biological process (GO): fructosamine metabolic process
Source: RefSeq, a predicted model, not a curated record
GUGCUUGGAGCCCGCAGGCGCCUGCCCCGCGGACAGUGGCCUUGGCAGCAGGAGUUCGCGCCCCGGCCUGGCCGUCUGCGCCUUCCCCGGGUCCCUCCCUCGUUCUCGUGUCUCCCUUCCCCUGGUCCCCGCCCCCAUGGAGCAGCUGCUGCGCACCGAGCUGCGCACCGCGACCCUGCGCGCCUUCGGGAGCCCGGGCGCCGGCUGCAUCAGCGAGGGGCGCGCCUACGACACGGACGCGGGCCCCGUGUUCGUCAAGGUCAACCGCAGGACGCAGGCCCAGCAGAUGUUUGAGGGGGAGAUGGCCAGCCUGGAGGCCCUCCGCAGCACUGGCCUGGUGCGGGCACCUCGGCCCAUCAAGGUGAUUGAUCUGCCUGGAGGUGGGGCUGCCUUUGUGAUGGAGCAUCUGAAGAUGAGGAGUUUGAGCAGUCAGGCGUCAAGACUUGGAGACCAGAUGGCGGAUUUGCACCUUUACAACCAGAAGCUCAGGCAGAAGUGGAAGGAGGAGGCGAGCACAGUGGGCUGGAGGGCUGAGGGUGCCGAGCCCCAGUAUGUGACCAAGUUCGGCUUCCACACGGUGACGUGCUGCGGCUUCAUCCCGCAGGUGAAUGAGUGGCAGGAUGAUUGGUCGACCUUCUUCACCCGGCACCGGCUCCAGGCACAGCUGGACCUCAUUGAGAAAGACUAUGCUGACCGAGAGGCCCGAGAACUCUGGUCACGGCUACAGGUGAAGAUCCCAGAUCUGUUUUGUGGCCUAGAGAUUGUCCCUGCCCUUCUUCAUGGGGAUCUCUGGUCGGGAAAUGUGGCUGAGGAUGACACGGGGCCCAUUAUUUAUGACCCGGCUUCCUUCUAUGGCCAUUCUGAGUUUGAACUGGCAAUUGCUUUGAUGUUCGGGGGGUUUCCCAGAUCCUUCUUCACUGCCUACCACCAGAAGAUCCCCAAGGCUCCAGGGUUUGACAAGCGGCUGCUGCUCUACCAGCUCUUUAACUACCUAAACCACUGGAACCACUUUGGGAGGGAGUACAGGAGCCCAUCUCUGGGCACCAUGAGGAAGCUUCUCAAGUAGCAGCCAGCCCAUGUCUUCUGCUUAGCAGAUGAUGAAGGCACCAACACCAGAGGUGGCUUCAGGGACAAAUAAAGCCAAUGGAGGUUUCAGG